Molecule: messenger RNA, 456 nt
Organism: Microthlaspi erraticum
Lineage: Eukaryota; Viridiplantae; Streptophyta; Magnoliopsida; Brassicales; Brassicaceae
Source: the annotation of a GenBank genome assembly
AUGAUCAAGAAAAUAACCACUGAUAUAUCGAACAUGCUGAAUAAUUCCAUAUCAUCAAGUGAUUUUGAUGGGUUAGUUGGGAUGAGAGCUCAUUUGGGAAGGAUGGAACCACUACUAUGCCUAGAGUCAGAUGAAGUGAGGAUGAUUGGGAUUUGUGGUCCUUCUGGGAUUGGGAAGACCACAAUCGCCAGAGUUGCGUACAGCCAACUCUGCAACAGUUUUCAGCUGAGUGUGUUUAUGGAGAGUAUCAAAGAAAACUAUAAAAGACCUUGCUCCGAUGACUACAUCACCAAGUUGCAAUUACAACAACAGUUUAUGUCUCAAAUAAGCAACCAAAAGGAUAUGGAGAUUCCUCAUUUAGGAGUUGCUCAAGAUAGGUUAAAAGACAAGAAAGUUCUUGUGGUUUGGUCCUGGGAGUCGAAUUAUCAUUACAACACAAGAUCAAAGACUUUUUAG